AUGGAGAGGCGAGGGGAAAGACCCGAUUAUCGCCAUCGCACGACCCCAUCGGGAUUCAAUAACGAGGAACCACAAAACGUGUUAAGACUGGAUGAAUUGCGAAAUCGAAUCGCCGUGUUUUUCCUAUCAUUUUGUUGCUCUCCCAUCAAUCAACGUGUUCAAGAUGAACAAGAACAGCUGGAAAAUGUGGAUUUCAUCCCGGUCAAUGACAAUGAAGAAAGUGAUUCGGAAAAUGAAUUGGAAGAAGAAGAUGAGGAUGAGGAAAUCGAGGAUUUCGAGGAAGAACCAAUUCAAGAAAUCGCAGAAGAUGACGUAUUCGCCAUUGUAAAAGCCGCCUGGAUUGAGGAUGGAGUUGAUGGAGAGCAGGAACACGAUGAGCGAAAUCCAAUCGAUCCAGCCAAUCUCUACUCUCGGAUUGAGCAUUUGCAAGAGGAGCUGAUCGAAGAACGAGCGAUCAGAGAAAUCAAGAAGAGACAAUUGGAUGAGCUGAAGGAAAGAGUGCUGCAAGAGAUCAAGAAAAGGAGAUUGUUU
This is a messenger RNA of Mesorhabditis belari, 531 nucleotides long. The record is from the annotation of a GenBank genome assembly. NCBI's taxonomy places the organism in Eukaryota, Metazoa, Nematoda, Chromadorea, Rhabditida, Rhabditidae.